Molecule: messenger RNA, 4640 nt
Organism: Podarcis muralis (Common wall lizard)
Lineage: Eukaryota; Metazoa; Chordata; Lepidosauria; Squamata; Lacertidae
Gene: LHFPL4
Product: LHFPL tetraspan subfamily member 4
Biological process (GO): gamma-aminobutyric acid receptor clustering; sensory perception of sound
Cellular component (GO): plasma membrane; postsynaptic membrane; inhibitory synapse
Molecular function (GO): GABA receptor binding
Source: RefSeq, a predicted model, not a curated record
CCUCCUCCCCCUCCCCUUUUUAGGAAGCUGCCUGGGCGCUUCCUUCUCUCUACCUGAUUUCCUCCCGCUCUGCCCUCCCCUCGCGCUCGCGCCACCGGGCUCGUGCGCGCGCGCGCGGGCAAGCUCCGGCCGGGCAAGUAAGCAAGCAAGCAGGCGGGCGGGCGGGCAGGCAGGCAAGGCAGGCAGGCAGGCGAGGAGGGAGGGAGGGAGGGAGGCGAGCAGGCGACCGAGUAGGAGCAACGACCCAGCCGGCGCCGCCGCAGCCAAGAUGGAGUCGCGGCUGGCGCGGCUGGCGCUGCAGGGAGCGAGCGGGCGCGCCUAGGGCUCCCUCCCUGCCUGCCUGCCGCAGCCUCGCGAGCCCUUCCUGCCGCCCCAUGGCCUGGCCUCCCUCCGGCGCCCCCUCGGGUCUCCCCUCGGCGGGGCUCCCGGGGCCACUCCGCCUCGGCCAGUGAGGUGGUGCUGCUGCUGCUGCUGGUGCCGCCGUCCGCGCGCGCGCGCCGGUGCGCCCCUCUCCUCCUCCUCCUCUUCCUCCUCAUCGUCCCCGCGUGUCGCCGCCGCCGGGGCCCCGCGCUCUGAGCCUCCCGGCCGCAGGAUGCUGCCGUCGCAGGAGGCCUCGAAGCUGUACCAUGACAACUACAUGCGGAACUCGCGGGCCAUCGGCGUGCUGUGGGCCAUCUUCACCAUCUGCUUCGCCAUCAUCAACGUGGUGGUCUUCAUCCAGCCCUACUGGAUCGGCGACAGCGUCAGCACGCCCAAGCCGGGCUACUUCGGCCUCUUCCACUACUGCGUGGGCAACGAGGGCAACAACCGCGAGCUCACCUGCCACGGCUCCUUCGCCGACUUCCGCAGCAUCCCCUCGCGCGCCUUCAAGGCCGCCUCCUUCUUCGUGCUGCUCUCCAUGGUGCUGAUCCUGGGCUGCAUCACCUGCUUCUCGCUCUUCUUCUUCUGCAACACGGCCACGGUCUACAAGAUCUGCGCCUGGAUGCAGCUGCUGGCAGCUCUCUGCCUGGUGCUGGGCUGCAUGAUAUUCCCAGAUGGCUGGGAUUCAGAGACCGUCAGGGACAUGUGUGGGGAGAAGACGGGCAAGUACUCGCUGGGCGACUGCUCCGUGCGCUGGGCUUACAUCCUAGCCAUCAUUGGCAUCUUGAAUGCCCUCAUCCUCUCCUUCCUGGCCUUUGUCCUCGGCAACCGGCAGAAUGACCUGCUUCACGAGGAGCUCAAAACAGAGAACAAAGAUUUUGUUGGCACUGCGAGGAUAUAAUGUAGAAGAGGCAGGAGGGCCCUUCUCUCCUUGGUAUCUGGAUUGAACUCUCUCAUCCUUCCUCCUCCCUCCCCACCUCCCUCACUGCCUUUCCUUCGCUGCUGCCAAUGGGGGGGAAACGUCCAACUCGAAGCCUCAGAAUCUGCAGACCUCACCUGCGUGCCACUUCCGGAGACACGUCCAUCCCUCAUGAAUUGCCAGCUUUGGCCUCUGCCCCCUCUGCUGAUUGGCUGCUGAUGGAGGAGAGUGUGACGCCGGUACCCCUACCCUUACCCCAAACCUACCACAUUGGGGGACGAGGCGAUGCGCACACUCCGACCUGGUGUUUCACAGAAGUGACGCCCCUGGGACUUUUUAACACAUUCUUUUCAAAGGGAUCCCAGCCUUUCCGGGAAAAGCUUCCAGGGCGUUUCCCAGCACCCUCCUUCCCAAGAACCAACCAAGAACUGGUGCCAAGACGCUACCGCUGCAACGGACUCUGCCAGGGCCACCUCCUUGCCAAGUCUUUCUCCAUUUUUAACCUUUCAGCAACUUUGCCCGCCCUCCGGCCCACGGGGGGGGCUGCCCGGCGCCUGAGACUGGCCCAUUUGAUACUUUUACAUGUAAAUUUAAAUUGUCUCUGAACAGGGUAAGGUGAGCCCGAAUCCCCACCCAGUUCCCUUUGGGGAUUUCAGCCACCAGAAAACUUUUGCAUUCUCCACUCAUCCUGCCCAGGUAAUGCAGCUGUACCACGAAGGGGGGACCGGGGUGGGGUGGCAGGAUCGGGGUUGGCUAGCUGGCUUCUCUCUCCAGCUGCCGCCGUGGGGUGCGACAACAUCUCCGCCUGUAGGGUGACUCCUCUAAACACUGAAUGUAACCCUUGGGCCUGGAGAGCGAGAGGUGGAAGGGGGUCGCAGCAAAGGUGGGAAGCAAAACCUCCCUCUUGCUUGCCAGCAGGGUCGGCACCUUGCCAGUUGAGUUCCGGGGUUCGUGCCAAAUAGCAUUUUCCUCGAACCUGGUGUCUGCUUGGGGUGGGGUCCAUGCUUUACUUCCCUGGCUGGAACCAAUAUUACAACUCGGGAGGAGGGCGAGGCAAAGAAGGAAGUUGGUCAGAGCAGCUCCCCUAACUCGGGAUAUAAUCCCAUAGGCAGGAGGAAUUUCUGGCUGCAGGAAUUAGUGCCCAAACACCCCACCCCACCCCGCUCUGGGAUGGUAUUCUGCGUUGUAAUUGCGAGAGGCAAAUGUCAGCAAACAACCUCACGACACCCUCCCCACCAGAAUUGUGAUCCUCCAUUCACGAUCUCCCCUGCUCUUGGUGGCAGCUGAAGACUAGGACAGAAAUGGGUCUUCUUAGACGUUUGGACAACUGUGCCCCCACCAUCCCAACAGCAGUGUAGCAGCUAACCCAGUCCCCGCGGUUUGAGCUGAAUAGAGAGGUAGUUCCACCGGUGCAGCUAUUUUUGCCCUGUCCAGCGUAGCCAUUGAAGAACUAUAAAACACAACGUCCAUGCCUCUCGCUAGCUGAAGCGGAAGCAGGCUUCAGGGCAGAGCUAGGCCUCAAAUCUACCAGGAAGAGGGACCUGCAGAGAGCAGGGCGAAGCGAAACCUUGCCUCACGCCCAAGAGGGGUCCCCGGGUGGCAACACGGACGGACGCGCCAUUUCACCUUGUGCAAAAGCCCCCCCCCUUCCUUUCACACAGCCCACCAGCAGCAGCUAUUGACAUUACAAGGAGCCUGUAGGACCGUGAAGCGAGCUUAGAGCAGCUUCACAAAGAACCAAGGGCCUGAAGAAGCAGAAAGAAUCUGCUCUGGCCAGAGCCAGAGGAAGGCGAGAAGAAAAGGAGGCUGGAUUUUUUUUAAAAAAUCAAAGAAAAAACCUAGAGGGAGGGCCUAAGAAAAUCCAAAUGGCAUCCUGCAUAGUAGUAAAAAAGAUAAAACAAUUGACUAUUUGCCUGCCCUGUAACGGUGCUCCCAAGAUCUGUUGCUUGGGGAAGGCUGCAGCACCUUGCCUAAUGGCAGGGCCGGGCCUGAAUUAGUGGCAUGAAGGACCCGGUUGGAAACAAGCGAAAAAAGCAUGUGGGAAAGGAGUGCAUGGGCUCAAAAAGCUGGUGGGCCAUGAAGGGCCAAGGAUUGGGGGUGAGGGUGAGGAAAGGACAGCAGGAGGCCUGUGAAUGGAUCUCCAGCUAUUUAAUAGCACCCAGGAUCGAAAGCAGUUGGGACUGUGGCUCUAGUGGACGGCUAACUCUUUUCCCAAUACUAUUUUCCUGGUGACAAUUCCUCCCUCCAAAGGUGUUUUUUGUCCCGCUGAGGGAAAUUUACCUUUCCUAUAGGUAAAUUGCAGCUUUUGGGGUGUGUGUUGAUAUUCAUCAGAAAAAUGUCACCGGAGGAAAGGGUUAAUCACCCCAGCACCCAUGAGCCCAACUGGAUGCGCCCCACCCAGCCGCUAAAAAUCAAAAUUAAAACAAAGAGUUUUAAACAAAUCACUGUGGGAAACACGGUAAGAAACCGAGGGAAGAUUCAGCAGUGUGGGAGACGUAGCGCACGACGUAGCAUGGCCAUGUCACUAUGUUUGCCAAAUAAUUAACACUUAAGAGGCCACUCAAACAUUGCCAGUAUGGGAACCAAAAGGGUUGUGCGGUUACAUCCUGUUAUGCUCAAGUGCAAUGAUAACCAGCCAUCAAGUAUCGCGGUUUAUGCAGAAGUGCCAAAGGACAUUUGACAAGCCUCUGUGGAGAGCAAACCUCCCUUCCAUGACCUCAAAAAAGCCACAGCCAAAUUAUGAGGGGAGGAAUGACAUAAAUAUAUAUAUGUGAGUUUAGCCCUUCAGAAGCCACUCUUUAAAGCAACAGGCCUCAAGGUAUUGGGGAGUAAACUUCACCAAACUCUGUGGAACUAACUUCUGAGUAUACACUGGCACGAUCGGCCUUUAAAUCUCAGCUCUCCGCAACAUUAGGGAAUCUCAGCGAGAGAGGGGGACAGAGCUAAACUAGAGUAAAGGCUUGCCCAGCCAUGUAGGCCCAGGCACAUACACCCUUAAUAUGCUCAGCCCAACUUUCCCAUCGGUCGUUCUAGGAAAGUCCAAAAUAUAAUCAGUAAAGGUUAUCUGGUAGCUUGGUUAGCCUUCAACUCCCCAAGCCACUAGGGUUCGUGAGUAUAUUGUCAGCCACCAGAGGACGUUUACCCUACGUUGGGGGCGGCAGGGAGGGCAAGAUGUGCCCUUGCGCCCAUUACGUGACAUGCGCGGGAGGAAUGGGAUCGACGGAAAUGGCAAGAUUGGUGGAGAAGGGAAUACAGUAGCUGUAAUAUAUAUCUGUAUUUUAGUACAAAAAAAAAAGUUUGAUACAGUGUUUCACAAAACCUUAACCGGAAAACAUAAAAAUUCAAGAUGGAUUGGAUCGGA